Gambusia affinis (western mosquitofish) is the source of this 1665-nucleotide messenger RNA. It is a transcript of the gene nkx6-3, whose product is annotated as NK6 homeobox 3. NCBI's taxonomy places the organism in Eukaryota, Metazoa, Chordata, Actinopteri, Cyprinodontiformes, Poeciliidae. The coding region runs from base 331 to 1143 and encodes 270 amino acids. Gene Ontology annotation, molecular function: DNA-binding transcription factor activity, RNA polymerase II-specific; RNA polymerase II cis-regulatory region sequence-specific DNA binding. The transcript has 3 exons. Gene Ontology annotation, cellular component: nucleus. The record is from RefSeq and is a predicted model, not a curated record. Gene Ontology annotation, biological process: regulation of transcription by RNA polymerase II; cell differentiation.
AUUUCUGAAGAGAGGGGCAGCAGGAGGCAUGUAUCUGUAGGACAUAGCUGAGGUCUGUUUCCAGAGGGCUCAGAUAUGGAGCUAUCCCAUGCAAAACUGAGGAUGGGCACUGCAUGGUGCAUUCUCAGGCGACUUUGAAAGAGUUCAUGCUAAGACUGCUGCUUUUGGGCUAAAUCUUCAAGAAGCUAGCUGUCCUCCAGAAUCUCGACUCCGCUUGCAGCUCUCAACGUUUUCCUCGGGGGGCCACCAGAGGCCUCUCCCCAGCUUGGAUCUUACUGGAUGUUUUCCUGACAGUGGGGGGUGGCGGAAAAAAGAUUUGGAGAACUUCCCAUGGAUCCGAACGUCCAGGGGUCUUUCCUCUUCAACAACAGCCUGAACCAGUUCCCCUCAGACCUUAAGGCACCGGUGUGCCAGUACUCAGUCCCCAACUCUUUCUACAAACUCAACCCGGGCCUUAACACCCAGUUGCAGCCGGGGACUCCCCACGGCAUCAGCGACAUCCUGAGCCGAUCCAUGGUGGGGGUUGGCUCCUCCGGCACCACCACGCUGCUGUCUGGGUACUCCCCCAUGGGGGGGUUCGGUCCCUCUGUAACCACUGCGUCCAUGUACUACAACCGAGACUACAACCCCUCGCUGGGCUUCUCCAAAAGCACCGCGGAGUGCCCCAUGAAGGGCCGUAGUGUGAGCUGCUGGGCAGAGAGCAGCUGUGACUGGAGAGGAGGGAGACAACAGUGCACUGGCGGCAGUGAUCCACUUGGGGAAAUGCCCAACAGGAAGAAACACACCAGACCAACAUUUAGCGGACACCAGAUAUUUGCUCUGGAGAAGACCUUCGAGCAAACUAAGUACUUGGCCGGGCCAGAAAGAGCAAGACUGGCUUAUUCUCUGGGAAUGACUGAGUCACAAGUUAAGGUGUGGUUCCAGAACCGACGCACUAAGUGGAGGAAGAAGAGCGCCUCGGAGCCCAGCUCCACGCAGGCCACGCACGCCGGACAGGGCGGGGAGGCCUCGGAGAACGAGGUGGAGGACGAGGAGUACAAUAAGCCGCUGGACCCCGACUCAGACGACGAUAAGAUCCGACUGCUGCUGCGCAAACACCGCAGGGCUUUUUCUGUGCUAAGACUGGGGCCGCACCCUGUCUGAAACACACACACACACACGCACACACACGCCCAGGCACACACACACACACACACACUUCACUCAACAGACCUGCAUGCUGUGAUGAAUAAAGUAACGUCUGUUUAAAGUUGGGGGAUAGGGGUACGGAGUGAGCAUGUGCAGAUGAUGUCCCACAGAGGAGAAUUGAAAAGUCAGAGAUUAGAAUUCAAAUGACGUGAGACUUCCGGCCUGCUGUUAUUGCCAUAAUUCCUUACAUAUAAUUGUUCACAAACAAAUAAAAAAAUUCUACAUUAAAAAAAACCCAAACAAUUGAAAUCUACUUGUAAAAAUAGCCAGUCUUUUAUCUCUCCAGGUCUUUCAGCAGUGUCUAAGGAAUAUAUUAUUUAAGUUAAAAAGUGUGAAAGAAUAAAAACGUGAAACAAUCAGGAUCUAGAGAAUUGAAUCAGAAUUACAAAUUUUAAUAUCUCGAUCGAUUUUCUGCGCAUACAUGUCUGAUGUUUUUAAGUUGCUCAACACCCUGUAAAAAUGUCCAGCUAAACAAUG